Messenger RNA from Megalops cyprinoides (Indo-Pacific tarpon), 576 nucleotides. RefSeq names its product olfactory receptor 5H1-like. Gene Ontology annotation, molecular function: olfactory receptor activity. Gene Ontology annotation, cellular component: membrane. Gene Ontology annotation, biological process: G protein-coupled receptor signaling pathway. The transcript has 2 exons. Bases 1 to 576 code for a protein of 191 amino acids. Lineage: Eukaryota; Metazoa; Chordata; Actinopteri; Elopiformes; Megalopidae. The record is from RefSeq and is a predicted model, not a curated record.
AUGGUUGGCUUUCUUCCUUCACUUGCAUUUUGCAAAUCCACUAUUGUUAACAGCUUCUUCUGUGACCAUGGACCUGUGUUUAAGAUUGCUUGUGGUGAUUAUUCUCCCAGCUGGAAUAUGGCUGCUGUUGUCACAAUAGCUUUGUUUUUUGGUCCUUUUGGUUUUAUUGCCCUGACGUACGUGUUCAUCGUUUAUGCAAUUUUAAGAAUUGCAUCGUCGGAGAGUAGAUGGAAAGCAUUUAAAACAUGCACUGCCCAUUUAAUUUUGGUAGCUGUGUAUUUUGUUCCAUUGUUCAUAGUUUACAUUGUUGCUUGGAAUAGUGUAUACAUUGACACUGAUACUCGAAUUAUUAACACAUCUCUGUCUACUUCCCUCCCUCCACUUCUCAAUCCAAUUAUUUACUCUCUAAAAACCAAAGAAAUAGUGUUUGGUUUUGAUAAGAUGUUCAGAUCACAUAUCAGUGAAAUCUUUUCUAUAAUAAAAUUCAUGUUAAAAAUGACUUUCAGGCACUUUCAAGCUUCAGAGUGGUCUAAGUCAGGGGUGUACUCUCUGGUCUGCUAUACCUUCUCUCUGUAA